GCAGGGGGCGGCCGAGCGCGGAGCGCUGAGCGGCUCUUCUUCUCCUCCACUCUGCCCGAUGCUACGGAGCCGCUAACGGCUAACGCGCUAAAGCGGAAGGAAAAGGACACAAAGGCGCGGAUUUAAACGGUCAAAACGCGCUUUUUCCACAAAAACGGGAGUUUGUGAGGAAAACCGGGGAGGAAAGGAGCGACGAGCGCUGUAACACCCACGGAGAAUAACCGCAGCAGCGCGGGGCUAACAGUGCUAACGGAGCUAACGGGGCUAACAAGGCUAACGGGGCUAACGGCGCCUUUCCCGCCCGCCGACAGCAACGCGGAUCGACCCGCCGUGUAGCGGCGAGUGAGUGCGGCGGAGCGCGGACAGCGCGCUCGCAGCUCGGGCGGAGGAGAGAGGGAGCCGCUCUGCGGAGGCUCCGGGAGGCCGAGCUUUGUCUGCUCAGGUUUAUCGGGCUUGUUUACCGGUUUCAGGCUUUUCCUCCAAACUGAACACCGCAGGUUUGCCUGUUCAGCUCAGCCGGUCCGCAGAUGUUCUGACAUUAUAAACUCCCACUAAAUCAGCUUUGAUUCCUCUGUUAAUGACGUUAAUUCGGGACUAAAUCCCCGCUUUUAACAUCACAGACAAGGGUUUUAACCCUCAGAUGCAUGUAGAGAGCAGAGAACAGGAAGGAUUAAUCCACCCGAAUCUGUUCGGAAAAUGUAAUUUUUCUUCCCCCCCCCCCUUGCAUUUCAUGUUAGACCCCAUUGCAUUUCAUGUUAGAUCCCAUUGCAUUUCAUGUUAGACCCAGAAUACAUGAGGAGCUGGUUUAGUUGGUGGGGUUCAACACUGGGGUCAGUUCUAGUGUGAGAUGUCUCUGCUUUCCAGUUCUGCUGUUUCCAGUGGUCUGUGGCUCCAACCAGGCUGAGCUCAGGACUUUCAUUGUUGUUAUUAUCAUAAUUAUUAUCAUCUGUAUCUGGAGCUCUGUGUCUGUCCAUCUUUCCCUCCAACUCUGAGUUCUGCCCCAUUCAGACAGAGAUGAACCCCUCCAGCGCCACCUCGCUCUACCUGGCCGCUUGUCGUGCGGCGCUCAGGUGUGACCCUCAACAACCUGAGAGCUUCACUGAGCUCUACGACCUGUUGCCCUUCUUCAGGGACGCGCUGUCCUGCCUGGCCUGCGGUAAUCUGCUGCGGGACCCGGUGGCCCCAAGUGCCUCGACCUGCCAGCACUUCUUCUGCAGAGGCUGUGAAGGCGGGACGCUGAGGAUGAAGCCGCCAUGCGGCUGCUGCAGGAACGCUCAGCAGUUUGAGGAGAACAAGCAGCUGCAGGUUCUGGUGGACUGCUACAGGAGCCUGUGCGAGUAUGUGUGGGUGAUCACGGCGGCAGAGCAGAGCACCUCGCGGAUCAGAGGCUAUGUUGAGGUCAUGAAGAUGCUGGAGGAGGUGCUGGAGGUGAAGCAGGAGCAGGUGGAAGAGAAGAUCGUAGAGGUUCCUCAGGAGGCUAAGGAAAGCUCUCAGAGUUUUAAAACGGAGGCGAGUUCUCCGUGCCCGAUUUCUGUGAAUAAAACUGACCCUGAUGCUGGAGUCGAUGGCCAGAAGGUUGAAAAUGUGUCAUCGUCUAAGGACAUCAAAACCGAGCUAGAACCAUCCAGGCUGAUCACGUGUUCUGGUGUGGAUCAUCAUCUUGCUGUGCAGCAGUUCAGCACUGAUACUGUUACUAUAAACAUCUCAAAUGGCAAUGUCCUCCACGAUGGCUGCACCAGUCCUAUUCUCCUGAGUGUAGAGGAGGUUCUCAACAGCCUCGAGUCUGAAUGUUCCACCAACCAGGCUAAGUCAAAAGUUCCACUAAGCGACAGCAGAAGCAAAAGCUCUGGUGAGGUCCUUCAAGCCUUUCAGGCCACCCCUAGUGGUGCUCUACCACCUGCCCACCCUCAGCAGCCUCAGACGGGCAUCACCUGCCAGGCAGCGGCCCACAGGAAGGUCCACCUGAGCCGGAAGCGUUCGCGCUCCGAGAGCGACAGCGAGAUGCUCCAGCCUGUGCCCAUCGCCUGCUUCACCCAGAAGCCUUCUGUGGCCUCCACGGUGCCUCCGCAGGCAGCGUCCGAGCCCAAAGCUCAGAAUCGGGCAGCUGGAGUCCAAAAUGGGGUGGUGCUGAAGGUCAGCAGGAUGCUGCUGGACUCCACGAAGAACAUUCAGAAGAACGCUGAAAGCCUCGGAGCCAAAAAGGUUCCCACUAAGACUAAAAUCGGCACCCCCAAGCCCAAACCCAAGCCCAAGGUGUCUGAUGGUGCGCUCCCAGGGAACCCCACCAAAGUGGUGUAUAAAAAGCCCCCAGAGAAGAAAGGCUGCAAGUGUGGAAGAGCCACGCAGAACCCAAGUGUCCUUACCUGCAGGGGGCAGCGCUGUCCGUGCUAUUCGAACCGUAAAGCCUGCCUGGACUGCAUCUGCAGGGGCUGCCAGAACUCCUACAUGGCCAACGGAGAGAAGAAGCUGGAGGCCUUCGCAGUGCCCGAGAAGGCCCUGGAGCAGACCCGCCUCACCCUGGGCAUCAACCUUACCAGCAUCUCGGUCAUGAGCACCGGAAGUAACCCGGGAGUCCUCAGCCUUUCGGCCAGACCCCAGAUGGCCUCCUUCCUCAGCGCCAGCCCAGAGAAGGAGCCCAGCUUUGAAGACCCGCUGGAGAUGCGCUUUGACUGUUAGUGGCUGUGAUAUGAUGUCUGUCCUACAGGCGGUGUGAAGACAGGCAACUACAAUCCUGCCCUUCAGCUCAGAGCGGUACUUCAGCCAGAAACCUGAUCGAUCACCCUCACCUCGGAUCUAUCAGCCAGGACCGCGACCGGAGCUGUGGGGCUAAAGCCAACGAGGCUUUCUGGCCAGGGGUGUACAAACCUCUGUACAUGCUUAGCAAAAAGGGUUCUAUAUGGUACCAAAAAAGGGUUCUUUGGCUUGGGGAACCCUUUUCAAUAAGGUUCAGCACACUCUCCAUCAAUCCAGAGAACCCGUUUCACCACACAGAGAACCCUUUAAUCAUGUGGUCAAAAAGUAUUGGCUUGACAAUGCAUGAGUACCAAAAGUAAAAGUACACACUUAGCAAAAAAGGGUUCUUUGGCUUGUAACAAUAGUGGAACCCUUUUCCAUCUACAGCACAUUCUCCAUCAAUCUGAAGAACCCUUUAAUCGUGCAGAGAAUUCUUUGAGUGUUCAUGCUUCUAUGCAGAACCAUUUUCUUAACUAAAGAGCCCCUUUAAGAACCAUCUUUAUUUUUUACAUUUUUUAUCUUUUUUAAAGAGUGUAGAUACUUUCGAGUAGUUGUAGGUAUUACUUUAAUUAACAAGUUCUAUGAAGGUUCUGUUAGUUGUUCAUAGAACGAUAUCCACAAUAACUGUACAAUAAGUAGAUAAGAUGGUUCUUUAGUUAAGAAAGUGGUUCUAUGUAGAACCAUGACCAGUUGAGGGAUCCUUUGCAUAACCGAGUGGUUGGUUGCAGCGUGAACGCGUUCUUCAGGUUGGUGGAGAAUUGCUGUAGAUGGUUCUAGAUUUAGGUUAUAGCACCAAAUAUGUUCCUCUAUUGUUACAAACUAAAGAACCUGUUUUUUGAGGGUUUUUUGCUACUGUAUAGACCCUUUUUUGCUAAGAGUGUACUUUUGCUACUCGAUUACAUUCUCAAGUACUUGAAUACUUUUUGAUACUUUUACUAUUUGAUAACAUUUUACCAGAGAAAUGUGAACCUUUACUCAUUGUUCAUUUGUCUGUCGCUGGUCAGAAAGUGUGUGAGCAGUUAGCCGUGAUGCUAAUUGGUGGGGUAUAAAAUUCCAUUGCUGGUUAACUACAUUAGCCGUGUAGCUUCAGUGCUAACGACACUCCAAGCAGGUCCCUCACCUUGCGGAGGGCGGAGGGUGGAGGGCGGAGGGUGAUUUCUGGCUGAACUAUCGCUUUAAUUGGUAUUGUUUGCCAAACACUCUGUGUUCACUCUUAUUCUGAACAUUUGGUUCUCCAGGUUCUAGCUAAUUUGCUGCCGAGGAAUCUAACUCUGUUUCUGAUUGAGCGGAUUUUCCUGGUGAUGGGAUGUCUAAGUGCUUUGGAAAAGCCCAAUAUUGUGAUAAAAUCCUCCAGCAGGUUUAAGCUGAGAUAUACUGCCCUUUGUUUUUAUUUCUUUAUUUUGUUCUCAAAAUAAUCAGUUGUCCUUGUGUUUUAAUGAUGGUGACCAAGCUUUGGGAAGGUCGGCGCCGCAGGUCGGGCUCAGUCCGAAGGUUCUGUUGGUGAAUAAACGCGUUCGUGUUUCCUGGGCAUGGAUUAAGCCCAGGUUCUAGAUGAAACGUCGGCGUCGGUGUUGAGGUGCGGUUGGAGACUGGGUAUUAAUCCGGGUUUAGGUCUAAUCUGGGUCUGGGAAGGGGCUCCUGAUGUCUGUCAGAUGAUGAUUUGAGGUCGGAAGCUGAAAGCGAGUCUCUGACUGGUUUAAACAGGUUUAGCUGCGGCUGAUUUUCCCUCAGUGGUGAUGAAAACGGAGCAUAUAAUCCUGCAAGGCCGGUUCUGUUAAGCUUUAUGGGCCUUUUCUCUUAUAGUAGUGGUUCACUCUGUUUAACUAAUGUUCAGAUUAUUCCCAUUAAAACACAAACUGCUGAG
Messenger RNA from Pygocentrus nattereri (red-bellied piranha), 4597 nucleotides. It is a transcript of the gene msl2a, whose product is annotated as MSL complex subunit 2a. Bases 1015 to 2676 code for a protein of 553 amino acids. The transcript has 2 exons. The record is from RefSeq and is a predicted model, not a curated record. Gene Ontology annotation, molecular function: ubiquitin protein ligase activity. Gene Ontology annotation, cellular component: MSL complex. Lineage: Eukaryota; Metazoa; Chordata; Actinopteri; Characiformes; Serrasalmidae.